Molecule: messenger RNA, 1268 nt
Organism: Empidonax traillii (willow flycatcher)
Lineage: Eukaryota; Metazoa; Chordata; Aves; Passeriformes; Tyrannidae
Gene: UFD1
Product: ubiquitin recognition factor in ER associated degradation 1
Exons: 11
Coding region: 202-984 (260 amino acids)
Cellular component (GO): VCP-NPL4-UFD1 AAA ATPase complex
Molecular function (GO): polyubiquitin modification-dependent protein binding
Source: RefSeq, a predicted model, not a curated record
AAUAAACCUGUUGGAAGGGUGUUUGUGAAUGUUGUCGAGUAACGCAGCUUUUGGCCGAGACUGCAGAGACGUUGAACGGCAGGAGACAGCUGAGCACCCUGGGUGGGGCCCUGAGGAAGGAGGAGGCGUCAUCUUCCAUUGCCUUGCUCUGUAAUUAAAAACCUUACCGAGUGAGUCUGGGUUUAGGAGGGUUAGAUAAUUAUGCCACCGUCAGCUUUGGAUCAACUCAGCCGCCUGAACAUCACUUACCCCAUGCUGUUCAAGCUGACCAACAAGAACUCGGACCGCAUGACGCACUGCGGGGUGCUCGAGUUCGUGGCUGACGAGGGCAUUUGUUACCUGCCACACUGGAUGAUGCAGAACUUGCUGCUGGAAGAGGGAGGCCUGGUGCAAGUGGAGAGUGUUAAUCUGCAGGUUGCAACUUACUCAAAAUUUCAGCCACAGAGUCCAGAUUUUCUUGACAUCACCAAUCCCAAAGCUGUAUUAGAAAAUGCAUUGAGAAACUUUGCCUGUCUAACGACUGGGGAUGUUAUUGCCAUCAACUACAAUGAAAAGAUCUACGAGCUGCGGGUCAUGGAGACCAAACCAGAUAAGGCCGUGUCCAUCAUCGAGUGUGACAUGAACGUGGAUUUUGAUGCUCCUUUGGGGUACAAAGAACCAGAAAGAAGUGCACAACACGAAGAGACCACAGAUGUGGAAGCUGACCACAGUGGAUACGUGAGUGACAUAGGAUUUCGAGCAUUCUCUGGUUCUGGGAACAGACUGGAUGGCAAGAAGAAAGGUGUGGAGCCUAGUCCCUCACCGAUUAAACCAGGAGACAUCCGAAGAGGAAUUCCCAACUAUGACUUCAAGAUCGGUAGAAUCACAUUCAUCAGAAACUCACGCCCACUGGUUAAGAAAGUUGAAGAGGAUGAAUCUGGAAGCCGGUUUAUUGCCUUUUCAGGAGAAGGCCAGUCCCUGCGCAAAAAGGGAAGAAAGCCCUAGGCUGUGGGACCUUCCGUUAGUUAGGAGGAAAAUAAAGUAACAGUUGCAGCAUAUUGGAUCUUAGUUAUUGCAGUUAGAGGAGAGAUCUUCUGCAACAUAGGAACCCUCUUACUGGUUCUGGUUUCAUGUUUAAAAUCGGAGCUGUCAGACUGUCUUAAUUUUCAGUUGAAAAUUGAGUCCUGAGCUUUUUGUAUGUGUUGUAAAGAGGGAACGUAGAUCUCUGAUCGACCUGAGAAGUAAAACUAACAAAGCUCUACCUUACUAAAGAUCCAGUUCUUAGACUA